GCGGCCCCCAGGUGCGCGCAGCGGCUUUCAGCCGGGGCUCGGCUGGCGCAGCGUCCGGCGGACGUCUUUUGCGUUGCACCGCGGCGGCUGCGCAAGAUGGCGGCGUCCGUGGGCUUGUUACUGCGGCGAGUGCUGACCCCGUGCCGCCGGUGGGCCUUGCCCGGGCUCCAGCAGUGUCCCGCCGGCGCUCCACUGGGCGCCGCGCCGCCUGCCCGCCUUUACGCCGCCGCCGCCAAAAAUACAAAAAGAGGCUCGCAAAAGGCCAAGAAGGAAGAAGCCCAGAAGAAAAAAGGACGUGGCAGGCGGCUGUUGCUGAGCAAGCCUGUGGAUGAUGUGUAUUUGACGUGGUACUACGAGCGACCGUCCUACCAUGUAGAAGAAGCUGUGGGUAUGUUAAAGAAAUUUCAGGAACUGGACUUCACAUACCCAAAACAGUUUGUGUAUAUUAAUGUGACCUUAGAUAUGGAACUACAGAAGAAGAAAAAAGUGGAUCAGUUUGCAAGCAUUGUUCUUCUUCCAUACCGCUUUACAGAUGAGACAAAUAAGGUCUUGGUUUUCACAGAGAAUGAGCAAGAAGCUGAAAUAGCUCGAGAGAAUGGAGCUGCUGUUGUAGGAGGCAUUGAAUUAAUCAAAUGGAUUUUGGAAGAAGAAAUUCAAGUGGAUUUCUACAUAGCUGUUCCUGCAAUAAUGCCUAAACUGAUACCGUUAAGGAGCAAGCUAAAACAAAAAUACCCCAGCACAAAAAGAAAUUCCCUGGGCCAUGAUAUUCCCAAAAUGCUACAGUUCUUCAGAGAAGGUCUUGAGUACAAGGUACAAGAUGAGCAUCUAAUCAAAACAAGGAUAGCAAGACUGGAUAUGCCUACUGAGCAGAUCGUUGCCAAUUUGAAAACAAUUAUUGAGGAUAUCUGCAAGUUCAAACCAUCAAGUGCUGGUCCGUUUGUGAAGAAGCUGGUUAUUAGAUCUUCAACCAGUGAGGGUUUACUAUUGAACCUUGAUGGACUUCUCCCUGAAGCAGAGAAAGUAGAAGAAAAAGAAGAAGAAACUGCAGAAGAUGAUGAAGAAAAACCUGUCCAAGAGUCUGUUAGUACCUGAUGCCUUUCCUUGUGCGUCUGAUCAAGUUUGAAAACCAGAUGGUGUUGUUCAAAUCAUAUUCUGUGAAAAGAAAAAAAAAUAAAUCUGUGACUCUGAUUUUUAAAAA
Molecule: messenger RNA, 1198 nt
Organism: Tympanuchus pallidicinctus (lesser prairie-chicken)
Lineage: Eukaryota; Metazoa; Chordata; Aves; Galliformes; Phasianidae
Gene: MRPL1
Product: mitochondrial ribosomal protein L1
Exons: 9
Coding region: 97-1092 (331 amino acids)
Source: RefSeq, a predicted model, not a curated record